CGGGACUACUCAUCAUUCUAUUCUGUUGCUUUCUAGUUAUGUCCAUUAUUUAAUAUUAUCUACGGCCCUAAGCAGUAGUCUUCCAGUUUGUGAGCCGGCUGGCCGUUCCAUCUUCCCCCACAACAGCAACCGGCCAGUUACGCACUGCUACGGAGUAGCUUCUACUCUGUCAAGAGCAUAUUCAGCUUACAACGAAAUAGACCUCUACAAUGGCCUUGCGGCGUUCAGCUCGCUUGAGCGCUAUUCCAAGUGCAAUGGCCGCUUCAUUGCAAGGGAAUCCAGAAUCUAGGAGAUUGAGCACAGGGAAGCCAAAUGGGAUCACGAAACCACCACACAGGUCUUCCAAAAGAGGGAGCAAAACUCUGAACGCUGCACGAAGACGGAGCUUCGAAGGCGAUCUUGAUGACAGCAAUGGACCACCCACUAGCGGAACCAGCAGACCACACACCCCUCCUUUACCCUCCAUGGACAGACCUGUUGAACCCCACAGAACUAAUGCCACCCUUCUGACUCCCGGUGGCUCAUCGCGUGUGGCAUACCCGCCGGACGCGGAUCAGAUCUCGCCCAGCAAAAUCGGCCUGCCGCAUCCAACAGCUACAACGGGCAAUCUUCUCGAAAAGGCCGUGGCACAUCUGAUCGCGGCGGAGCCACGACUUAAACAUAUUAUAGAUCGACAUCCCUGUCCUCUAUUCUCACCCACAGGACUGGCGGAGGAGGUUGAUCCAUUCCGCAGCCUAGCCAGCAGUAUCAUUGCACAGCAGGUUUCAGGAGCGGCGGCCAAAUCCAUCAAAGACAAGUUCAUUGCAUUGUUUAACAACAAGGAUGUUGAACCUGGUGAUUUAUGGUCACAAGCAGCUGCCUAUUUCCCGACCCCGGCGGAAGUCGCUCGCUGUGACAUUUCCACGCUCCGAACUGCGGGUCUCUCCCAGAGGAAAGCAGAAUACAUCCAAGGACUUGCUCAGAAGUUCGCCAGCGGCGAACUAAGUACCGAGAUGUUGCUAAGGGCGAGCGACGAGGAGCUAGUCGAGAAACUAACCGCUGUUCGGGGUUUAGGUAGAUGGUCUGUCGAGAUGUUCGCGUGUUUUGCUUUGAAACGCAUUGAUGUUUUCUCCACCGGUGAUCUAGGAGUGCAAAGAGGCUGCGCCGCUUUCAUGGGAAAAGACGUGAACAAGCUCAAAGCCAAAGGUGGCAAUAAGUUCAAGUAUAUGUCCGAGAAAGACAUGCUGGAAUUAGCCGCCAAAUUCGCUCCAUAUAGGAGCCUCUUCAUGUGGUACAUGUGGCGAGUGGAAGAUGUGGACAUUGCUGUUUUAAACUGAAUCCUUUGUCCGCGUUUGUUGAUAAUAUUAUAUACCCUGUGGCCAUUCAGUGCUGGUUUCAGAGUUUGACGAGCUUUACACGCGAUACCCUUCUGCAUGGUGGGUGAUAAUAUGCAGAAUUCGGAUGGUUCUUUGCAGCCAGAUGUUCGGCACUGUGCACACGAACACAUUUUCUUAUAGGUAUUGCAAUUCGCAACAUGGAUCCAAUUAAUGGAAGAGGCAAUAUAUAUCAACCCAUGGAAAGAAAGACG
Messenger RNA from Monascus purpureus, 1567 nucleotides. Lineage: Eukaryota; Fungi; Ascomycota; Eurotiomycetes; Eurotiales; Aspergillaceae. The record is from the annotation of a GenBank genome assembly.